AUGCCCUCUUCUGAGAUUGCAUUUCCUCUUCUUCUUUUCUCACCAAAAACUCGUCUUAAAAGGACACUUUUACACAAAUACUACACAGCUAUGAAAUUUACAAAAAGAAAUAUCAUUCCACUUCUUGUUUUCAUUUUAUCAUUUGCUUCCAUACUCAGACUUGUCAAGAUUUCUGUUAUUACUUCAUACUCCUCUCCGGUUUUCUCUGCCUUGUCUCUAGUUGAACACAGCCACAAUAUCCUCGCGGAGAAAGAAAUCAACUUUCUCUAUGAUCUUGUAUCGCGAAAAUCCCCCUGCAAUAUUCUUGUUUUCGGGCUUGAAACACAAUACUCUUCUCAAAUUUCAACAAUCAAUAGGGGUGGAUUCACUGUCUUUCUUGAGGACAACCCCGCGAAGAUCAAACUUUAUAACUCCACGAGUAAUGCUAAUAGUACUCGAAUUCACAGAGUCGAGUAUCAAACAGUUGCUAGAGAUGCAUACAAGAUUUUAAAACAUGCUAGAAGAAACCAGAAAGACUGCUACAUAUCAGCUACUGCUAGUAGUUCAAAACAUGAUCUGUAUAGUAAUUCAUCAAGAAAGUGCAAAUUUAUGUCACUUGUCACUAAUGUUCCUAAGGAAGUGUAUGAAGUGAAGUGGGAUUUAGUGAUUGUUGAUGGACCAGAUGGCGAUAAACCGGAAUCACCAGGAAGAAUGGCUGCAAUAUAUAUUGCUGGUGUACUAGCAAGAAGAAGCAAGAACAAGAAUGGGACUCAUGUAUUGGUACAUGAUGUUGAUAGAAUGAUUGAGAAGUGGUUUUCUUGGGAAUUCUUAUGUGACACUAAUUUGGUUUCUUCUAAAGGGAAAUUCUGGGAUUUUAACAUACUAGCAAAACCAAAUGCCACUACAUUUUGUCCUGCAUAA
Messenger RNA from Solanum tuberosum (potato), 900 nucleotides. Its product is annotated as probable methyltransferase At1g27930. Gene Ontology annotation, biological process: xylan biosynthetic process. The transcript has a single exon. The record is from RefSeq and is a predicted model, not a curated record. Lineage: Eukaryota; Viridiplantae; Streptophyta; Magnoliopsida; Solanales; Solanaceae. Bases 1 to 900 code for a protein of 299 amino acids.